AUGAGAUUGAAGCUAUUUAGAAGAGAUAAUGUCGAAUAUUCUCUACUUACACUUAAAAAAUCACCUAUAGAAAUCAUUCACCGUUUUUCAACAUCUUUUUUUACGCGUGAUACUUUAAUGUCAAAACCUAUUCAUCAAUUAUGACCCCUUGAAAUUCCAAUAAAGGUGUAUGGGACUUCUUCUUUCUAUAUCAUAUCAUAUUGUGUUUUCAGGAAAAUAGUGAUUUCUCUUUUGUGCAGUUUUAAAUUUUCUGGUAUUCAAUGUAAUAAUUUUUUUCAUUAUCAACCUUUAGAAUUACUUUUUUUGCAGUGCAGCAGUUUUCGCUAUAUUUUUGGCAAAUUAAUUUUGAGAAUUCAUGCAGAAAUGAUUCAAGUAGCUAGCUUCGAUAUUUUUGCAUUUUGUUAA
Blepharisma stoltei is the source of this 405-nucleotide messenger RNA. Lineage: Eukaryota; Ciliophora; Heterotrichea; Heterotrichida; Blepharismidae. The record is from the annotation of a GenBank genome assembly.